AUGUCUCUCCACAAAACGGUCACCGUCAAGUCGAUGGGACAAUCAGUGCGCGACCCUCGUGCUCAGGGUGAAUAUGGUGUCCAGAUACAGUAUCGCACCAUUUCUCUCCGCAUCGAUGCCACCUUCGAUGAGAAAGUAUCAAAAUCCAAGUCCAAGGGCGCACAAGAUCCCGCGGACGGAAUUCGCAAUAUUGAUGUCCACACAAUCUCACCGCAGGAUGUUUUCACUCGCUUCUCCACUUCGCCUACCGUCGGUCUCGAUGCCGCCGCCGUUCAACGUAAGGCGAAGACCGGUGGGAAAAACGUCAUCUCGCCACCAAAGACGCAGCAUUGGAAGAAGGCUCUGAACUAUGUCUUUGGAGGAUUCAAUUUUUUGAUGUGGAUUGCAUUCAUCGUUACUAUUCUCUCGUAUGAGCCCCUGGGCGGCUCUGAUCCCACGGUGUUUAACCUUGGAGUAGCGGUUCUCUUGCUUCUGGUUAUUGUCGUCUCCGCCACAUUCUAUGCCCUGGUGGAUUGGCACACGUCGCGAAUCAUGAGCUCCAUAAAAACCCUCAUCGCGGAAGAGGCAACAGUUAUUCGUGAUGGUCGGCAGCAAACCAUCUCGUCUAAAGAUCUUGUCGUUGGAGACCUGGUUGUUCUUUCUAUUGGUGAUCGUGUUCCCGCAGAUGUCCGCCUCGUACAGACCUCAAGUGACCUACGUUUUGAUCGCUCCCUCCUUACAGGAGAAAGUGAUAUGAUACCCGGAACCCUUGACAUGACAUCGGAGAAUGCCCUAGAGACCCGAAACCUGGCUCUCGCAUCGACCUUCGUUGUGCAGGGCAGCUGCACUGGGAUCGUCUUCGCCAUCGGAGACAAGUCCGUGAUGGGUCGCAUCGUAGCCAUGUCAGGAGAGACAAAGUUCAAGCUCACGACAGUCCAAAAGGAAGUUUGGUUCUUCACCAAGAUCAUCUCCUGCCUUGCUCUGGGAUUCUUUUGUCUCGCAAUCAUAGUGUGGGGUGCCUGGCUCAGGAGGGUCUAUCCUGGUUACGAAAACGCAAGUGGUGCUAUCGUCAACUCCAUAGGCUGCUUGACGGCUUUCGUCCCUCAGGGGCUCCCUGUCAGCGUUGCGCUAUCUCUAACGAUUGUCGCUAAGCGUAUGGCAAAGCGCAGCAUUCUCGUCAAAAACCUUGCUACAAUCGAAACGCUUGGGUGCAUGUCCGUACUUUGCUCUGACAAGACUGGCACUCUUACCAUGGGCAAGAUGACACUUCAAACUGUUGCGUUUGCUGAUCGCUCGUACUCGGUCGACACUAUCACAGAGAAAUUCUCGCAACAAGACGCCGCUGCGCCCGCUGGCCUCAAGCCCCUCCAAAUGAUCGCACGCUUGUGCAAUGGUGCGAAGUUUGACUCUACGACAGAAGACUGCCCGAUGGAAGACCGCAUUAUCAAAGGCGAUCCCACAGAUACUGCUAUCCUGCGCUUCUCCGAGAGUCUCCGGAUACCUUCGCUUGGUCUCGAUGCAUCUACUCUCCUGGCAUCACACGAGAAGCUGUUCGAAAUUCCAUUCAAUUCGCGCAAUAAGUGGAUGCUCACAGUUGUUCGUGAAAGCCCCGUUGCCGACGUGGAGAAGGGUAUAAAUGGAGAACCUCAAACCUGGAUGCUCGUGAAAGGGGCGCCGGACAAGCUUUUCCCCGCGUGCACAAGUGUCAUGCAGGAGGACGGCUCAACGUGCUAUUUUGACUCCAAUUCUCGACAGAAGACAAGAGCUCUACAAGAGGAACUCAGUGACCAGGGUCAGCGUGUUCUUGCUCUGUGCCAACGGUCGUUUGACGGAGUGAAACUCAACUUCGACACUAUGUCCGCCAACGAGAUCGAGGAGCUGAUGUAUGAUGAAUUGCAAGGUCUCACUUUGGUCGGUCUGGUUGGAAUUCGUGAUCCACCUCGUCCAGAUGUGCCUGGUGCUGUCGCGACCAUCCGUAGGGCCGGGGUCCGAGUUUUCAUGGUUACGGGUGACUUCAAGUUGACCGCGCUUGCUAUUGCGAAGCAGGUGGGAAUAAUCACUCAAACCAAAAUCGACACUAUCGCCGAUUUGCGUUCCGAAAAGGAGGCGCGGUUCACUGGUCUACCACGGUCGGCUGUCAAACCCAGCGAGGAUGACCCAAUGCGUGCACUUGUACUCACUGGUGAUGACGUUGAGAUGUUAACGCCUGAAGAUUGGGAUGCGACUAUUGGCAACUACACCGAGAUCGUCUUCGCUCGAACAACCCCAGAACAGAAGCUUCAGAUUGUCGAGGAGACUAAGGCUCGUGGUGACAACACAGUCGCUGUUACUGGUGACGGUGUCAACGAUGCCCCCGCGCUCAAGGCCAGUGAUAUCGGCGUCGCUAUGGGUGCUGGAAGUGAUGUCGCAAAGGAAGCCGCUGCGAUGAUACUUCUCAACAAUGACUUCGCGUCGAUCCCGGUUGCGAUUGAAAUGGGCCGGCUCAUCUUCGACAAUCUGAAGAAAGUGAUAAUAUAUCUGAUGCCUGCUGGUUCAUAUUCGGAGUUCAUCCCCGUCUUCUGUAACGCCUUCUUGGGUAUGCAGAUUGCCCUUAGUUCAUAUCUGCAAGUCUGCUUUUGCAUCUUGAAUGAUGUGUUCAUGUCUAUUUCGCUGAUGUACGAGAAACCCGAAUCUGACUUGAUGCUGCGGAAGCCGCGCAACGCGCGCACAGAUCGUCUUACCGACUGGCGUUUCUUCAUUCAAGUCUAUCUCGUGAGUGCUUACGUUUUACCUGUCUGUAAAUGUCCAGAUCUCAAGAUGGCCCUGUAG
This is a messenger RNA of Fibroporia radiculosa, 2787 nucleotides long. RefSeq lists its product as uncharacterized. Bases 1 to 2787 code for a protein of 928 amino acids. Gene Ontology annotation, biological process: intracellular sodium ion homeostasis; intracellular potassium ion homeostasis; sodium ion export across plasma membrane. The transcript has 11 exons. Gene Ontology annotation, molecular function: ATP hydrolysis activity; P-type sodium:potassium-exchanging transporter activity; ATP binding. The record is from RefSeq and is a predicted model, not a curated record. Lineage: Eukaryota; Fungi; Basidiomycota; Agaricomycetes; Polyporales; Fibroporiaceae. Gene Ontology annotation, cellular component: membrane.